AUGAAGUACAUUCUUUUGACCACUAUCUUUGCCGCUGCCUGCGCAGCUGGACCUCUGGCUGAAGUCAGGGAUCUGACUGGCACGCCGGAGAACACCCUGACCUACGUCGACAUUGCUCCGGUUGAGGAUACUCUCCCUAACACCGCAUGCCCGGCUGGACAGACUUAUGACCGCUCGGUCUGCUUUAAGUCCAACAUCAUCCGCAGCUUCUGCGUCGCCAACCCUCGCAGCAACCGCGAGAAGAUCACGGACACCCCCUGCGGAGCCAACGAGAUCUGUGUUCAGCGUCGUCUCCUCUCCAACGGCAAGAGCUACGCCAAGUGCAUUCCCGUCCUCGACCUUGUCUUGUGGAAGACCAGCCCGGACGGAAACAAGGAAGGCUGCACCACCACCACCGUCAAGAGUGGAGGAAACCAUCACAUUGGAACAAUCGUUUACGACGUGAACCGCAACCCAAUUCAAGUCGACAAGAUCCGUUAUCUCGGAGAGCCUGGCGAAGUUGAUGAGGGAAUUGGCGGAUCAACCCCAUUCUUCAGCAGCAACCUCUUCAGCUUUGCUGGAGGCCAUUACCUCAAGACUUGCGUUUUCGCCGGUGGCUUCGGAAACCUGAACGCAUACUCCUGGGCUUGGUCUUAA
Molecule: messenger RNA, 636 nt
Organism: Colletotrichum tamarilloi
Lineage: Eukaryota; Fungi; Ascomycota; Sordariomycetes; Glomerellales; Glomerellaceae
Exons: 3
Coding region: 1-636 (211 amino acids)
Source: RefSeq, a predicted model, not a curated record